GGCAGAGACUCAGUGCUAGAAAGGCUGAGGAACUGGUUGUCACGUGACGCGGCCGCAGCGCCUUCCGGGAGUUGUAGUCCACGGUGGGUAGUCAACUAUGAGCACCGCAACUGGACCGAGGAUGGUGACCCGCGGCAUGAGCCGGUGUUCGGGCCAGCUGUUCACAGAGGGGAAACUUCCACCGCCCCUAAGCAAAGAGGCAGUUGCAGGGAAAGGAGAAAGACCAAAACCCAAGAGAAGACAACGGAAGGUGAAACUUGAGAUGGUUUAUGAGUCUUUGGACAAAGAUGGAGAAGUGGACAGUGAUGGUAUCACUCCCAAGAAACCUAAAUGGGAACCCCCAAACUGGAGACUUCAGCUAGAGAACAUCCGAGAAAUGAGGAAGUCCAAAGAUGCACCUGUUGAUCACAUGGGAGCUGAGCAGUGUUAUGACCAAAAUGCUCCUCCAGAGGUGAUGAGAUACCAAGUGCUACUGUCACUGAUGCUGUCCAGCCAGACCAAAGACCAGGUCACUGCAGCUGCUAUGCAGCGGCUUAGGGAGAGAGGCCUGACUCUAGACAGCAUUUUGCAAAUGGACGACAAUACCCUGGGUCAACUCAUCUACCCAGUUGGCUUUUGGAGGAGCAAAGUGCAGUACAUAAAGCAGACAAGCAAGAUCUUGAAGCAGCGAUACGGGGGCGACAUCCCAGCUACUGUGGCAGAGCUGGUGACACUUCCUGGCGUUGGACCCAAGAUGGCACACUUGGCCAUGGCCAUUGCCUGGGGCAAGGUGUCAGGCAUUGCAGUGGACACACACGUACACAGGAUCACCAACAGAUUGAAAUGGACCAAGAAGGAGACCAGAUACCCUGAGGAAACCAGAGCUGGCCUGGAGGACUGGCGGCCAAGGCAGCUGUGGAAGGAGAUUAACUGGCUGCUGGUGGGCUUCGGCCAGCAGACCUGCCUGCCAGUGAACCCGGUGUAGACUGCCUUAAACAAAGGCUUGUGCCCAGCAGCCAGAGCCCUUGAAGAAGGCUGCUACAAAGACCCCUAAAGUUCGAGGGUCAGAUGGACAGCCAGCUGGUGUUAGACCUCCCAUUGAGUGCCUAAGACUUGUACCCAACAUUGGGUUCUGUUUAAUAAGUUUGAUGUUCUUU
Dromiciops gliroides (monito del monte) is the source of this 1136-nucleotide messenger RNA. It is a transcript of the gene NTHL1, whose product is annotated as nth like DNA glycosylase 1. Gene Ontology annotation, molecular function: oxidized pyrimidine nucleobase lesion DNA N-glycosylase activity; DNA-(apurinic or apyrimidinic site) endonuclease activity; DNA binding. The record is from RefSeq and is a predicted model, not a curated record. Gene Ontology annotation, biological process: nucleotide-excision repair; base-excision repair, AP site formation; base-excision repair. Lineage: Eukaryota; Metazoa; Chordata; Mammalia; Microbiotheria; Microbiotheriidae. Gene Ontology annotation, cellular component: nucleus.